AUGUUUCCACCUUAUGUAACGAUGCCCAGCCCUCAUUCGUCUUUUCGUCAGAGACCAUCUUAUCAACAUCAAAAGCGACCGUGUUGCCAUUGGUCUGCACCGACUUAUUCGGUAAAUAAUCUCACCAACGUCCAACAUUCUCCAAAUUGGCAUGGUCUGUCGAGAGCAUCCUCGCCAUAUAUCUAUAAAAAUCCACAAAACACGGUAGAUGCUUCACGUUUGAUACAAGAACGUGGUAGUUCCUGUUCAACUUCUCCCAACAGCAGACGUCACAAUAGGAAUUCAGGAACGGUAUAUCUUGCUGAACAGUUUGAUGUCAACGACUACGUCAUACCGGCUAUGACAUCUAAUCCUUGGGCGAAGUUAGAGAAAUUUUAUGCUAGUCGUUGAUUAGAUGAACAAUGAUGUGAUACAAUCUUCUCAGUCUAUAUUAACCACUGUGAACUUAAUAAAAACGUGCUGGAUUUCUUAAAUCUUUG
Loa loa (African eye worm) is the source of this 479-nucleotide messenger RNA. RefSeq lists its product as hypothetical. Bases 1 to 390 code for a protein of 129 amino acids. NCBI's taxonomy places the organism in Eukaryota, Metazoa, Nematoda, Chromadorea, Rhabditida, Onchocercidae. The transcript has 2 exons. The record is from RefSeq and is a predicted model, not a curated record.